AUGGCGGACCAAGACACACCCCGCACUGGCCGCUCAUCCUCAAGCAAAUCAAAACGCUCCAGUAAAGGAAAGAGAUUUUCUAAAGCUGAGAAUGUUUUAGCCUCUCCGAGCCCAAUCUCAUCAGUUGUGGAAGCUUCAGAAAAACAGUCAGUUGAGGCUAAUAUUCAAGAUGAGGUUAAUAUAGCAGCACCAGAGGAAGAGGAUGCACACUUCAAGGACCUGAAGGAGCUGUUUAGAAAGCGUGUGGUGUUGACUGGAGUAUCAGAAGAUUCCUGGACAGAAAAAAAUAACAGAGCUCUGGAUAGGUUCAUCGAAGAUGCAACAAUCAAGAUUCUCAUUAUCUACCCUGACCCUUUUGCUGGCCUAUGUGUGCAGUAUGCCGUACCAUGUCAGGUGGUGGAGCAGCUGGCCUACUUCAUACGUGACGAGGAGGCUGUGAUUAUGGAGGAGACUUUUGAGAGCUGUGUGCAGUUUGGCACAGUGCGGGGAGGGGGUGUGGAGAGCCUGCUGAGGCUAAUGAACGGGGUUCAUGCACCACAAGUUACCCUCAGUACAAACUGGCCAGAGAGCGUCAAGAAUGAUUAUUUAGCACAGAUGCAUCGUUUCAUCACCAAUCUCACAGAUACCAGAUUUAAGCUCAUAGGAAAGACUGUGCUUUACAUCCCUAUGGAGGCCCUACAGCACAGCCCAGAGGAGGCUGCCAAGGACAAAAUGCUAUUGCAACGACUGGAGGUGGUGAUGAUCCAUUGGACACGACAGAUAAAAGAUGUGUUAAAAACACAGGAGACAAUAGCAACUAGAGAGAACGCUGGGCCUCUGGAGGAGAUCACCUUUUGGAGGAGUCGCUUUGAUGAUCUGUUCGGGAUCAGCCAGCAGAUCCAGAAGCCAGGAGUCUGUCACAUUGAAGCCAUACUGCAGCAUUCAAAGUCCUACUAUGUGCCUCCUUUCCUCAGUUUAGCCAACCAGAUUCAGGAUGCCACUUUACAGGUUCAGUCUAAUCUCUUGUUCCUCUCCUUACUGAAAGAACCAUGUGAGGAGCUGGCUCAGCUCAAACCUUGCCAGGUGGCACCCAAGCUAGGCAACAUCAUUAACCUUAUCCGUAUCAUCUGGCUCAACUCUCCAUACUACAACACUCCUGAGAGGAUUACUGUGCUCUUCCGAAAGAUGAGUAAUGAGAUCAUCCGUCUAUGCAGCAAGCAGAUCUCUCUUGAAAGGAUCUUCCAGGGCUAUGUGAUCUCUAGUAAGCAGACUCUUAACAACUGCAUCCAGUGCUGCCUCUCCUGGAAGCAACUCUAUCUACACACCUCCCAGCUUCACCACAAAAAUUCUCCAGAAGGCUGGGUGCUCGAUGCUCUUGGUAUCUUUGCUUUGCUGGAUGCGUUUAUGCAGAGGUGUAAAGAUCUACUCGAGGUGUGUGAGUGUCAGCAGCAGUUUGCCCGUCGUGAGGAGUGUGAGCAGCUGCCAUUGCCUUGCUUUGCAGGGCGUCAGGGGCCAGAGCUCACCAAGAGCCUGCUGGAGAUUGAAGCCACCUUUGACAAGAGUCUGCAGAUGCUAGGCUCUGUGCACAAGGGCAUUCUAGAUGUCAAAAACACCUCCUGGCAUGACGAAUACAGCAGGUUCCGGACAACAGUGAAGGAUCUUGAGGUGGUGAUGCAGAACUUGAUUAACACAGCAUUUGAGACGGUCAGAACCGUGGAAGAAGGAGUUCAGCUGCUUGAUGUUUUCCACUACAUGUCUACUAGAGAGGCCAUUGAGCGGAUCUUGGACAGGAAGGCAGAGCAAGUGUACCGUGUGUUCACUGCAGAGAUGGAGCUGGUGAAUAACGAGCUGAGCCGUAAAGAGUUUUACACUGCUGAACUCAUGCCUCAGCAUGCCGGCCUGGCUCACUGGGCACGAGCCCUACGCAGCCGCAUAGAUAGACCAAAAGAGGUCCUGCAGCGUGCCCAUUUUGUUCCCAAGAACGGGAUUGGGGAGGAAGCCUUUAAGUCCUAUGGGCAGCUGGCACAGACGCUGGAUGAGCUGGUCAGGAGGAUGUUUAGUGAGUGGAGCCAGAGCCUGGACUGCCAAAGCCUCAAGAGACUCGAUCAGCCUCUAAUCAUUCGCUGCAAGGAAAAAACAGGCAUGCUGGAUAUCAACUUUGACAAGGAGCUGUUGAAGAUGUUUCAUGAGAUUCAUUACUGGGAGCGGCUGAAGUUUGAGGUUCCACACUUUGUUUCUGAUGUCUACCAGCGCAAGGAGGACCUGCACACACUAAGGGGAAAUGUGCUGCUACUGGUUAGAGACUACAACAGGAUUAUUGCAUCUCUUUCUUCUGAGGUCUUGGGACUGUUUCAAGAGCGAAUCCGCAUUUUAGAUAAGAAGAUCCAGCCAGGCCUCUCCAAAUUGCUGUGGUCGUCGAAAGGAGUAUCCAGCGUCUUCAUCAGUGACUGCAGACUACACGCCAGCAAGUUGCAGUUAAUAGUGGAUGAGUACAAGACUGCUAACCUGACCAUCUCCAAGCUCUGUGCUGACAUGAGUGAGCUGCGACUGGUGUGCGUGGACGGCAAGACGGUGUACAAAGAUCUGGAGUUCGAACGUGACCAACAGAUGCACCAGCAAAACCAGCUGCUCCGGCUCAAAACCGCUCAUCAAGAUAUCGUCGAUAUUAUGAGCAGAGUCUACGAGACCUUUCGCAGUGAUGGACCUGAGGUGCUGCAGCACUGGGUUACCUACACUGAGAAGGUGGACAGUAUGGUGGAGGAGGCUUUGCGUGUAAAUGUUAAAUGGUCCUUACUGGAGCUCUCUAAAGGGAUCACUGGAGACAGCAAGACUUCCCCCAACCCUCUGUUCAGAGUACAGGUGAUACUGAAACAGGAAACACCAGGGUCUACUGCUCAGGUGCAAUUUUGCCCAACGCUGCACGAGCUGGCACAGAUAGUGAACAGUAUCGGCUCUCAACUCAUCAACACUAUCUCAGGCUUCAAACGGCUGCCUGACCUUCUCACACGCAAGCGCUCCGAAAGGAAACCUGUCCAUAUUAUCAUAGAGCAAGAUGAAGAGAUCUGUAAGAUCCAGGCUGCUAUAGCUGCAGGUAUGACAGCUAAUGCUGCUCACCUUCAGGCCUACCUGACCACCUGGGACAAGUACAGCAAGAUCUGGGAGAUUAAAAAAGACCCCUUUAUACACCGCUACCAGAGCCUCAACUGUGCUGUGUCGUCGUUUAAUGCAGACAUAGCUAGGUAUACAGAGGUGGCCAGUGAUGUGCAGAAGGAGGAGACCAUGCUGAGUGUGCAGUUUGUGCUGCUAGACUGCUCUCCGUUGAAGUUUUCCCUGGUGCAGCACUGUAAUGAGUGGCAGGGCAAGUUCACCCAGCUCCUCAGCCAUAUGGCCAGCACCAAACUCAAUGAGCUGCACUGCUUCAUGCACGACAAUGCACAAAGGAUUUCUCAGCCUCCUCAGACUCUGGUUGAGCUUGGGGAGAGCUUGAAGCUGCUGGAGUCUCUCCAAGGAGAGCUAACUAAGAUCGAGAGCCAGAUUCCUCCCAUCCAUGAACAGUUUGCCAACCUGGAGAAAUAUGAAGUCACUGUGGAUCCUGACGUCCAAGAGAAGCUGGGGGCUUUGAAUGCUGAGUGGGUGUGGUUCCAGCAGGUGUUAAUUGACAGCGACAUCAUGCUAAGGAAUCAUAAGGACAAGUUCAAGAGAGAUCUCAUCUUUUCAGCUGAGGAGUUUAAAAAGAAGAUUCAGACCACCGUUCAAGACUUCAACAGCACAGGUCCUUUUGGCAGUAAUGUGAGCUCAGAGACAGCCCUGGAGCAGAUCUCAUUGCUGCAAGCCAAGCUGCUGACUCUGAGGGAAGAAGAUGGCACAAUACAACAAGGCCUUGGUAUCUUCAACAUUGAGCAGCCCACCUCCGAUGACAUACAGAUCCUGGAGAAGGACCUAGAAUAUCUACAGCAAGUAUGGGAGAUAACUCAUCAGUGGAACAGUCAAUGGAGUGAAUUGAAGGCUGGUCAGUUUGCCUCUCUGCAGACAGAAAACAUGGAGGUCACAGCACAGACCAUGUUCAAAAAACUUCACAAACUUAGCAGAGAGCUUAAGGAUAAACAAUGGGACAUAGUGGAGUCCUCCAAAAACAGGAUCGAGCAAUUCAAAAGAACCAUUCCACUGAUCUCAGACCUGAAGAAUUCAGCCAUGAGAGAGAGGCACUGGAAUGAGAUUAAGCAUGAGGUUCAGCGCUCCUUUGACCAGAACAGUGAAAAUUUCACACUGGAGGAGAUUGUGACACUGGGUUUGGAGCAGCAUGCUGAGCGCAUCUGCGAGAUCUCUGGAGCCGCCAGCAAAGAGCUCUUCAUAGAACAGUCAUUGGAGGGAAUCACUAAGACUUGGGAGGAGAUAUGCUUGGACAUCGCUCCAUACAAAGACAAAGGUCACCACAGACUGAGAGGAACAGAAGAGGUGUUCCAGGCUCUGGAGGAUAACCAGGUCGCUUUGUCCACUAUGAAAGCCUCACGCUUUGUCAGGGCUUUUGAGAAAGAGGUGGACCACUGGGAGCGCUGCCUGUCCCUGAUACUAGAGGUCAUAGAGAUGAUCCUGACUGUUCAGAGACAGUGGAUGUACCUGGAGAACAUCUUUCUGGGGGAGGACAUUCGUAAGCAGCUGCCGCGUGAGUCCGCCGAGUUCGAUAAUAUCAACUCCAGCUGGAAGACCAUCAUGGACAGGCUAAACAAAGACAAGAAUGCUCUGAGAGGAACACACCACCGAGGUCUGUCCGAGAAGCUGUCUGAGAUGAACAGUAAGCUGGAGGAGAUUCAGAAAUCUUUAGACAUGUACUUGGAGACCAAGAGACAAAUCUUCCCACGAUUCUAUUUCCUGUCCAAUGACGACUUGCUGGAAAUACUGGGACAGUCACGCAACCCAGAUGCAGUUCAGCCUCACCUGAAAAAAUGCUUUGACAACAUCAAGAGCCUCCGUAUCAACAAGGUGGGGCUCACCAGUUCUAAGUCUGAAGCCAAUGGCAUGUUCUCUGCCGAUGGCGAGUUUGUGGAGUUUUCUCAUCCUGUUCUUCUUGAGGGGCCAGUAGAGGCCUGGUUGUGUGAUGUGGAAGGGACCAUGCGCUGGACUCUCAAGGACAGUCUGAAGAACUGCCGCAUAGCUCUCAAAAAAAUGAGCGCCAAAAGAGACAAGUGGGUAAAAGACUGGCCAGGACAGAUGCUGAUAACAGCCAGUCAGAUCCAGUGGACCACAGAUGUCACAAAAUCCCUGAUUGCCGGCAAGGAGAGAGCAGACAAAUCUGCACUCAAAUCCAUAAAGAAAAAACAGGUGUCUAUGCUUCAUCGCUACUCUGAUGCCAUAAGAGGAAACCUCUCCAAGAUUAUGCGUCUUAAGAUCGUAGCCUUGGUUACAGUCGAGGUGCACGCCCGAGAUGUCAUUGACAAACUGGCCAAAGCAGGUUGCUGUGAUGUGAACUCUUUUGACUGGCUCUGCCAGCUACGCCUGUACUGGGAUAAGGAGGUGGACGACUGCAUUAUCAGACAGACCAACACUCACUUCCAGUAUGGUUAUGAGUACCUGGGCAACUCUGGCCGCUUAGUCAUCACUCCUCUCACCGACAGGUGCUACAUGACUCUGACCACAGCGUUACAUCUGCACCGUGGUGGCUCACCGAAAGGCCCUGCAGGCACUGGCAAAACAGAGACAGUAAAAGACCUGGGCAAGGCUCUGGGCAUGUACGUCAUUGUGGUCAACUGUUCUGACGGUCUGGAUUUCAAAUCCAUGGGACGCAUGUACUCUGGCCUGGCACAGACUGGUGCAUGGGGAUGUUUCGAUGAAUUUAACCGCAUUAACAUAGAGGUGCUGUCAGUAGUGGCACAGCAGAUCCUGUCCAUCCUCUCAGCUCUGUCUGCAGGAGCCACCAACUUCAUCUUCGAGGGCAGAGACAUCCGACUGGUCUGGUCCUGUGGCAUUUUCAUCACCAUGAACCCUGGCUAUGCUGGUCGGACUGAAUUGCCUGAUAAUCUGAAGUCCAUGUUUAGACCUAUCUCCAUGGUCGUUCCUGAUUCCACCCUGAUUGCAGAGAUCACUUUGUUUGGAGAAGGCUUUAACAAUUGCAAGGUGUUAGCUAAGAAGGUGUUCACGCUCUACAGUUUGGCCAUGCAGCAGUUGUCUAAGCAGGAUCACUAUGACUUCGGCCUCCGUGCACUCACCUCUCUGCUCCGCUACGCCGGCAAGAAGCGCAGAGUCCGCCCAGACAUCGCAGAUGAAGAGAUCCUACUCAUGUCAAUGAAAGAUAUGAACAUUGCUAAGCUGACCUCUGCUGACCUCCCACUGUUUAAUGGGAUUAUCCAGGAUUUGUUUCCUGCUGUGGAGACGCCUACCAUCGACUAUGGCAAGCUGAAAGAAACCAUAGAAGAAGAGCUUCGACGGAUUGGUCUUCAGGUCACUCCCUUCACCCUGACAAAAGUCAUACAGCUGUAUGAAACCAAAAACUCCCGUCAUUCCUCCAUGAUUGUAGGCAAGACAGGAAGUGCCAAGACCGUCACCUGGAGAAUCCUACAGAAUGCUCUAAGUACCAUGCAUCGCAAAGGCGAACCUGGUUUUCACCUUGUUCGUGAGUAUCCUCUGAACCCCAAAGCGGUGAGUCUGGGAGAGCUGUAUGGAGAAUAUGACCUCUCCACCAACGAGUGGACCGAUGGGGUUUUGUCCUCUCUGAUGAGAGCUGCCUGUGCAGAUGAGGGGCCGGAUGAGAAGUGGAUUGUGUUUGACGGGCCCGUCGAUACUUUGUGGAUUGAAAGCAUGAACUCUGUGAUGGACGACAAUAAAGUUCUCACGCUGAUCAAUGGAGAGAGAAUCUCCAUGCCUGAACAGGUGUCUCUGUUGUUUGAGGUGGAGGAUCUAGCAGUGGCAUCACCAGCUACAGUGUCCCGCUGUGGAAUGGUCUACAAUGAUUAUUCUGACCUGGGCUGGAAGCCCUACGUUCAGUCCUGGAUCAACAAGCGGCAGAAGGUUGAGAUGGAGCAUCUGCAACGUCUGUUUGACAAAUAUAUAGAAAAGACUACAAGCUUUAAAAGGACUCACUGUAAGGAGCUUGUACCCAUCACUGAGCUGAAUGGAGUCAUCUCUCUCUGCAGACUCUAUGACUCAUUGGCCAGUCCUGAUAAUGGGGUGAACCCAGCAGAUAGUGAGAACUAUGGUCGAAUGAUAGAGCUCUGGUUCAUCUUCAGCUUGAUCUGGACUGUCUGCGGAUCUGUGGACGAGGAUGGACGCAAGAAGAUGGACAACUUUCUAAGAGAGAUGGAGGGCAACUUUCCUAAUAAGGACACCAUCUACGAAUACUAUGUGGACACUAAAAAUAAAUGUUGGGUAUCAUUCGAGGAGAAGCUGCCCAAGGGCUGGCGCUAUGCCUCCAAUGCUCCAUUCUAUAAGAUCAUAGUUCCAACAGUGGACACAGUGCGCUAUAACUUCCUGGUGAAUUCACUGGUCAGUGGCCAGUAUCCAGUGUUGCUGACCGGUCCUGUGGGGACAGGAAAAACGUCGGUGGCCCAGAGUGUUCUACAGGGGCUAGAUCCAGUCAAAUGGACCACACUUACAAUCAACAUGUCAUCUCAGACUACCUCGAACAAUGUGCAGGCUAUUAUUGAGUCUCGAGUGGAGAAGCGCACAAAAGGUGUUUAUGUACCCAUUGGUGGCAAGAAGAUGUUGACUUUUCUGGAUGAUAUGAACAUGCCAGCGAUGGACGAUUUUGGUUCUCAGCCGCCGUUGGAGCUGCUUCGACUCUGGAUUGACUAUAGCUUCUGGUACGACCGGCAGAAGCAGACUCUAAAGUGUGUUAAGGACAUGUUUCUGCUUGCCUCUAUGGGACCUCCUGGUGGUGGGAGGACUCAAAUAUCAGGUAGACUGCAGAGCCGCUUCAAUCUAAUCAACAUGACUUUUCCAACGGAGUCCCAGAUUAAGCAGAUCUUUGGUACGAUGAUAAACCAGAAGCUGCAGGAGUUUGAUGAGGAAGUGAAGCCCAUUGGAAAUGUUCUGACUCAGGCUACACUAGAACUUUACUAUGCCGUCACUGCUCGCUUCCUGCCCACUCCUGCUAAAAUACACUACCUAUUCAACCUCCGGGACAUAUCCAAGGUGUUUCAAGGUCUGCUGCGAUCUCACAGAGACUUUCACGACACCAAGCAGAGCAUCACGCGGCUGUGGAUCCACGAGUGCUUUAGAGUGUUUUCAGACCGGCUGGUGGAUCAAGCAGAUAUGGAGGCAUUUGUGGGGCUGUUGGCUGAAAAACUCGGCUCUUUGUUUGAUCUCACCUACCACAGCAUUUGUCCCAACAAACAGCCACCUAUAUUUGGGGAUUUCCUGAAGGAGCCACAUGUAUAUGAAGAUCUGCUGGACUUUAAAGCUCUGAAAAGCUUCAUGGAAUCUCAGCUGGAAGACUACAACCUUACACCCGGAGUGGUUCCCAUGAGUCUGGUGCUCUUCAGAGAUGCAAUUGAGCAUGUAACACGGGUGGUGCGUGUGAUUAGUCAGCUCAGAGGAAAUAUGCUUUUGGUGGGGAUUGGAGGAUCUGGCAGGCAAAGCCUUUCUAGAUUGGCAGCCUACAUCUGCGACUACAUGCUCUUUCAGGUGGAGGUCACCAAACAGUACCGCAAGCAGGAGUUCAGAGAGGACAUUAAGAAGCUGUACAGGCUGACUGGAGUGGAGAACAAGCCCACAGUUUUCCUGUUUAAUGACACUCAGAUUGUGGACGAGUCUUUCUUGGAGGACAUCAACAACAUCCUCAGCUCUGGAGAGGUCCCCAACCUCUACAAACCAGAUGAGUUUGAAGAGAUCCAAAGUGCUUUGUCCGAUUCUGCGAGGAAUGACAAUGUGCUGGAGACUCCAGACUCCAUGUUUAAUUACUUGGUAGAACGUGUGAGAAACAACCUUCACAUAGUGCUGUGUAUGAGUCCUGUAGGAGAUCCAUUCAGGAAUCGUAUUCGUCAAUACCCAGCACUGGUGAACUGCACUACUAUAGACUGGUUUUCUGAGUGGCCUCAGGAUGCUCUGCUAGAGGUGGCUGAGCGAUAUCUGGAUGGGCUGGCCCUGGGGAAUAUGGAAGGGAUCCAGACCAAAGUGGCCAGUAUUUUCAUGACCAUGCACCAAUCUGUAGUCCAGCUCUCUCAGAGAAUGAAGCUGGAGCUGAAGAGGCACAACUACGUCACACCCACCAACUACCUGGAACUGGUGUCUGGAUAUAAAAAGUUAUUGGCUGAGAAGCGCACCGACAUUGGCGAGCAGGUAACUAAACUGAGAAACGGUUUGUUCAAGAUUGAUGACACGCGCACCAAAGUGGAGGCCAUGUCGGUGGAGUUGGAGGACGCCAAGAAAAAAGUAGCCGAGUUCCAGAAGCAGUGUGAAGAGUACCUGGUCAUCAUUGUACAGCAGAAGAGAGAAGCUGAUGAACAGCAGAAGGCCGUGAGCGCUCACAGUGAGAAGAUUGGAGCAGAAGAAAUAAAAUGUAAAGAGAUGGCUGAUAAUGCUCAGAGGGAUCUGGAUGAAGCACUGCCUGCUCUAGGGGAGGCCAUGAAGGCUCUGGAGUCCCUGAAUAAAAAGGAUAUGACCGAGAUCAAGUCAUAUGGCCGACCUCCGGCUCUGGUAGAGACUGUGAUGCAGGCAGUCAUGAUCCUGAGAGGAUGUGAACCCACAUGGGCAGAGGCUAAAAGACAGCUUGGUGAAUCAAACUUUAUUAAGCAGCUGGUCCACUUUGAUAAGGACAACAUCUCAGACCGUGUGCUAAAGAAGAUUGGACAGUAUUGCACACAGCCUGACUUCCAACCGGAAAUCAUCGGGAGAGUCUCGCUGGCAGCCAAGUCCCUGUGCAUGUGGGUCAGAGCCAUGGAGGUGUAUGGGCGCAUUUACCGGGUGGUGGAGCCGAAGCGUGCCAGGCUCCACGGGGCCACGACUCAGCUGGCAGAGAAACAGGCUGCACUGGCGGAAGCCCAGGCCAAGCUCCAAGAGGUGGGAGAAAAACUAGAGAAGCUGAAGAAACAGUAUGAUGAGAAGCUGGCUCAGAAGGAGGAAUUGAGGAAAAAGUCUGAGGACAUGGAGCUCAAACUGGACCGGGCUGGCAAACUGGUGUCUGGACUGGCUGGAGAAAGAGAACGCUGGGAAGAGACUGUUAAGGGUCUGGAGAGGGACAUGGGUUACUUGGUGGGAGACUGUCUUUUGGCUGCUGCAUUUCUCUCCUACAUGGGUCCUUUCCUGUCUAAUUACAGAGACGAGCUGCUCACAAACAUCUGGAUGAAACAGUUUAAGGAGCUGGAGGUGCCGUGCUCUCCGAGCUUCAGUUUUGCAGUCUUCCUCUCCAAAGCGACGGCCGUGCGUGACUGGAACAUCCAGGGCCUGCCCUCUGAUGCCUUCUCCACCGAGAACGGAGUGAUUGUCACCCGUGGCAACCGAUGGCCGUUAAUGGUGGACCCUCAAGGGCAAGCGCUAAAGUGGAUUAAGAACAUGGAGUCUAAAAGAGGGUUGAAGGUGAUAGACCUGCAGAUGCCAGAUUUCUUGCGCAUUUUGGAGAAUGCGGUGCAGUUUGGCUCCCCGGUUUUGCUGCAGAAUGUACAGGAGGAACUGGAUCCCUCACUUGCCCCCAUACUAAACAAGUCUCUCACUCAAGUUGGUGGGAGGUUGUUGAUGAGGCUGGGAGAUAAAGAAGUGGAGUACAACCCAGAGUUUCGAUUCUACAUCACUACUAAACUGUCCAAUCCUCACUAUACACCAGAGAUCUCCACCAAGACCACCAUUGUUAACUUUGCUGUUAAAGAACAGGGUCUGGAGGCUCAGCUUCUGGGUAUAGUGGUGCGUAAGGAGCGUCCUGAGCUGGAGGAACAGAAGGACUCUUUGGUGAUCAACAUUGCCUCAGGCAAGAGAAAGCUACAAGAGCUAGAGGAUGAGAUUCUUCGCUUGUUGAAUGAAGCCACUGGCUCUCUGUUGGAUGACGUACAGUUGGUGAACACUCUCCAGACCUCCAAAGUCACAGCCACCGAAGUGUCUGAGCAACUGGAGACCAGCGAGCAGACAGAGAUCAAAAUCGAUACUGCCAGAGAGGCCUAUCGUCCAUGUGCUCAGCGUGCCUCCAUCUUGUUCUUCGUGCUGAAUGACAUGAGCCGCAUAGACCCCAUGUACCAGUUUUCUCUGGAUGCCUACAUAGAGCUGUUCAACCUGAGCAUAGAGAAGAGCCAGCGCAGCCAAAAACUGGAGGAGAGAAUCGUCAACCUGAACAACUACCACACCUACGCAGUCUACAGAUACACCUGUCGGGGCCUGUUUGAGCGCCACAAACUGCUGUUUAGCUUUCAUAUGUGUGCCAAGAUCCUCGAGGUUGCCGGCAAACUUAACAUGGAUGAAUACAAGUUCUUCCUCAGAGGAGGCCUGGUCCUGGAUAAAGAAGGUCAGAUGGAUAACCCGUGCUCUAGUUGGCUGUCGGACUCUAACUGGGACAACAUCACUGAGCUAGACAAGCUGGCUCAUUUUCACGGGCUAAUGGCCUCCUUUGAGCAAUAUCCACGGGACUGGAACGUGUGGUACACCAGCUCAGAGCCAGAAAACUCACCUCUACCUGGGGAAUGGGAGAACGGGUGUAAUGAGUUGCAGAGGAUGUUGAUAGUGCGCUCUCUAAGACAGGACCGUGUCUCAUUCUGCGUCACCUCCUUCAUCAUCAACAGCCUGGGCUCCUGCUUUGUAGAGCCGCCGGUCCUAGACAUGAAGGCCGUGGUAGAUGACUCCACCACUAGGACGCCACUGAUCUUUGUGCUGUCCCCUGGUGUAGACCCAACCACCGCCCUGCUGCAGCUGGCAGAAACAUCAGGCAUGGGCCAACACUUCCAUGCCCUCUCUCUGGGACAGGGUCAGGCCCCCAUUGCCACACGCUUGAUCAAAGAGGGAGUGAAGAACGGUCACUGGGUGUUCUUAGCGAACUGCCACCUGUCUCUGUCCUGGAUGCCUCAGUUGGAUAAGCUGGUGGAGCAGCUACAGGUGGAGGAUCCUCACCCCAACUUCAGACUGUGGCUGAGUUCCUCUCCUCACCCAGACUUCCCCAUCGCUAUUCUUCAGGCUGGUAUUAAAAUGACAACUGAGCCACCCAAGGGAGUCAAGUCGAAUAUGAAGCGCCUGUACCAGCUGGUGACAGAGACGCAGUUUUCUAGAUGCAGACAGCCCGUCGUCUACCGCAAGUUGCUCUUUUCCCUCUGCUUCUUUCACAGCAUUCUGCUCGAGCGCAAGAAGUUCCAGCAGCUGGGCUGGAAUAUCGUCUACAGCUUCAAUGACUCUGACUUUGAGGUGAGUGAGAACUUAAUGAGCCUGUAUUUAGAUGAGUACGAGGAGAUCCCCUGGGAUGCUCUGAAGUACCUCAUUGCCGGCGUCAACUAUGGAGGACACGUUACCGACGACUGGGACCGGCGUCUCCUCAGCACGUACAUCAAUGACUACUUCUGUGAUGGCACCGUCAACACUCCUUUCUUCAAACUGUCCUCCCUGUCUACCUAUUACAUUCCUCGUGAUGGACCGCAGGAUGUGUAUCGUGAAUAUAUCAACAUGCUGCCACCAGUAGAGCACCCGGAGGUGUUUGGCCAGCACCCUAACGCUGACAUUGCCAGUCAGAUCUCUGAAACUCGUACACUUUUCGACACACUUCUUUCACUCCAGCCUCAAGUCACCAGCAGCGCGACUACUGGAGAAGGACCCACUCGUGAGGAUAAGGUAUUAGAACUCUCUGCCGAUGUACGUCAGAAGAUCCCAGAUCAGGUGGACUAUGAAGGCACCUGCAAACUGCUGCAGGAUGAUCCCUCACCUCUUAAUGUAGUACUACUACAGGAGAUACAAAGAUACAACAGUCUGUUACAUACAAUCAGAACAUCUCUGAUAGAGUUGGAGAAGGGCAUUAAAGGUCUUGUUGUGAUGUCCAGUAGUCUGGAGGAGACAUUUCAGUGCAUUUAUGAUGCUCGUGUACCUCCUCUUUGGGAGAAGGCGUAUCCAUCUUUGAAGCCAUUGGCUUCGUGGACGAGGGACCUGUGCCAGCGGGUGGAGCAGUUUGCAUGCUGGGCAGAGAAAGCACACCCUCCUGUUCUCUUCUGGCUCUCUGGCUUCACUUUCCCUACAGGUUUUCUUACAGCCGUACUACAGUUCUCUGCACGUCAGCACAACGUAUCUGUGGACUCACUUUCUUGGGAGUUCAUUGUUUCCACUGUAGACGACAACAACCUGCUCUUCCCUCCCAAGGAUGGUGUGUUUAUACGGGGUCUUUAUCUAGAGGGAGCUGGCUGGGAUAAGAAGAACUCGUGUCUGGUGGAGGCAGAGCCUAUGCAGCUGGUCUGCCCCAUGCCCACUAUUCAUUUUAGACCUGUGGAGAACCGCAAGAAAAUUGCCAAGGGUAUGUACUCGUGUCCCUGCUACUACUUUCCUGUGCGUUCAGGAGGGGCAGGACGUCCUUCGUUUGUAGUGACAGUGGAGCUGAAGUCAGGAUCUGUGCCUUCUGAUCACUGGAUUAAAAGAGGAACAGCACUAUUAAUGAGUCUGGAUAACUAGAGAGGCAACAUGUACACACACACAUUCAUGUUAAAAUGUAGAAUGUGUAAAAACACAAAAUGUUUAUAUUGUUAAAGUUGUUUACCACUGUGAAUACUAUAAGGCUAGUUAUCUAAAUAAAAUUUAAAAUAUAAGGAGUUAUUAAAAAAUAAAA
Trichomycterus rosablanca is the source of this 13684-nucleotide messenger RNA. RefSeq names its product dynein, axonemal, heavy chain 2 (gene dnah2). The record is from RefSeq and is a predicted model, not a curated record. Gene Ontology annotation, molecular function: ATP hydrolysis activity; ATP binding; dynein intermediate chain binding. Lineage: Eukaryota; Metazoa; Chordata; Actinopteri; Siluriformes; Trichomycteridae. Bases 1 to 13530 code for a protein of 4509 amino acids. Gene Ontology annotation, cellular component: dynein complex. The transcript has 87 exons. Gene Ontology annotation, biological process: microtubule-based movement.